UAGUGGGUCCCAAAACGGAGACUGAAUUUGCCCGCCAUGGUGGGAAAUUUCCUCGUUGCCGUCCCUAAGCCGGAGUCCUCGCUCCCUGCGAUACUCUGAGCAGUGAGCUCACGCCUCCGACUUCUGCGCCGCCUCUCCUGCGACACCGGGAUGGGCCACUCCGCCGCCGCCGCCCCGGCUCUCGGCCUCACCAAGCCCAACGCCGUCGAGCCGCCACAGGUUGCUUUUGCCGCCAGAGACAUCGAAUUCCUCGAUUGGAAGGGAGAUAUACUCGCCGUUGCGGUCACAGAGAAGGAUCUGUCCAGAGGCCCGGACUCCAGAUUCGAGAACGCCGUCUUGAAGAAGCUGGACGCCCAGCUCGGCGGUCUCCUGUCGGAGGCUGCGGCAGAGGGGGAUUUCGCCGGGAAGGCCGGGCAGUCUGUGGUCCUCCGCCUCCAGGGGCAGGGGUUCAAGAGGGUGGCUCUGAUCGGUCUUGUUGGCCGCAACGCCGCCUGCCUGCAGGGCCCUGGUGAAUCCGUCGCGUCCGUCGCCAAGGCUGCUCAAGCUAGCAGCGCGGCGAUCGUUCUUGCCUCCCCCGGUGGUGGUGUCAUCCAGGACGAGUUCAAGCUGAAUGCUGCCGCGGCAAUUGCUUCUGGAACUGUGCUGGGAUUGUACGAGGACAGCAGAUACAAGUCUGAAUGUAAAAAGGUGCAUCUGAAACAAGUGGAUCUUAUUGGAUUGGGCUCUGGUCCGGAGUUAGAUCAGAAACUUGAGUAUACUAGCCAUCUUUCCUCGGGCGUCAUAUUCGGGAAAGAGCUUGUCAACUCUCCUGCAAAUGUCCUAACCCCUGCUGUGCUCGCGGAGGAGGCAUCGAAGCUCGCUUCAACAUACAGCGAUGUAUUCACUGCCACGAUAUUAGAUGUGGAGAAAUGCAAAGAGUUGAAGAUGGGAGCCUACUUGGCAGUGGCUGCAGCUUCUGCAAACCCUCCUCACUUUAUCCACUUGUGUUACAAACCCACUGAUGGGAAUGUCAAGAGAAAGCUGGCUAUUGUCGGGAAGGGUCUAACUUUUGACAGUGGUGGCUACAACCUUAAGACCGGGCCAGUUGCCAGCAUUGAGCUCAUGAAGUGGGACAUGGGAGGCUCUGCGGCUGUGCUUGGCGCGGCAAAAGCUUUGGGCCAGAUCAAGCCUCCUGGAGUAGAGGUUCAUUUUAUAGCUGCUGCCUGUGAAAAUAUGAUUAGUGGCACAGGCAUGAGACCUGGUGACAUCGUGACUGCUUCUAAUGGGAAGACGAUCGAGGUAGACAACACUGAUGCAGAGGGAAGGCUUACACUUGCUGAUGCUUUGGUUUAUGCUUGUAAUCAAGGUGUUGACAAGAUUAUUGAUCUGGCAACACUAACUGGUGCCAUCCGUGUUGCACUUGGGCCUAGCAUUGCUGGGAUUUUCACACCAAGUGAUGAGCUAGCCAGGGAAUUUGUGGCUGCCUCCGAGGUCUCAGGAGAAAAGUUCUGGAGGCUGCCAAUGGAAGAGAGCUACUGGGAGUCGAUGAAGUCCAGUGUUGCUGAUAUGCUCAACACUGGCCCUAUGCAGCCCAAGGGCGGUGCUAUUACUGCCGCAUUGUUCCUGAAACAGUUUGUGAAUGAGAGAGUCCAGUGGAUGCACAUCGACAUCGCCGGGCCGGUGUGGAACCACAAGAAGCGGGCGGCCACCGGGUUCGGUGUCGCCACCCUGGUGGAGUGGGUUCUCUGCAACUCCUCGUCCUGAACGAAUCCUUCGAUUCCUAUUCGACAUUCGUCUGCUUUAUCUUCAGAGAUGGGAUCAGGAAGAAACUGAAGGAAUAGAUAUGGUGGUGUUCAGUUGUCCAGUGUUCUUUCUUUGUACUGCCAUUCUAUAGCUGCAAACUGCAAGACCUCUAUAUGUAUUAUGCUGGGAUGUGAUACUGCUAUAGAAUAAGUAAAAUGCAAACCCAAACUUGACAAGAAAA
Molecule: messenger RNA, 1963 nt
Organism: Phragmites australis (common reed)
Lineage: Eukaryota; Viridiplantae; Streptophyta; Magnoliopsida; Poales; Poaceae
Product: leucine aminopeptidase 2, chloroplastic-like
Exons: 10
Coding region: 151-1743 (530 amino acids)
Biological process (GO): proteolysis
Cellular component (GO): cytoplasm
Molecular function (GO): metalloaminopeptidase activity; manganese ion binding
Source: RefSeq, a predicted model, not a curated record